Microthlaspi erraticum is the source of this 780-nucleotide messenger RNA. NCBI's taxonomy places the organism in Eukaryota, Viridiplantae, Streptophyta, Magnoliopsida, Brassicales, Brassicaceae. The record is from the annotation of a GenBank genome assembly.
AUGGCGACUACUUCUCUCUUCUUCAUGUCAACAAAUCAAAACUCCUCCGUCGGAAACCCAAACGAGCUUCUCAGAAACACCCACCUCGUCAACUUCUCCGGCGAGAUCCGGACAGAGCCGCCGCAGAAGAGUCGUGGUCGGAAACCGGGAUCGAAGACAGGCCAGCAAAACCAGAAGAAACCGAAGCUGAGAGGGAUGGGUAUUGCGCGGCUCGAGCGAGCCAUAGAGGAAGAGGAGAAGAAGAACAUGGUCGUCGCAGGAGGAAGAGACGUCAUUUCAGCAGCACCGGACACUAAAGCCACUCGCUCACCCGCACCCGACCCGGUUGUUGUGCUACAAGGCUUUCCAAGCUACGGUGGGCCCACCGCGCCUCUCGUCGGAGGAUGUACUCGGAGCAGGCUCUACUGCGGCGGAGUCGGGUCGGGUCAGAUCAUGAUCGAUCCGGUUGGUUGUCCAUGGGGUUUUGCUGAGACCACCACUCAUGAGCUCUCUUCAAUCCCAAAUCCUCAAACGUAUCACGCCUCCAAUCACCGCUGUGAAACUUGCUUCAAGAAGAAACGUUUGGAUGGAGAUGAUCAUAAUGUAGUACGAUCCAACGGUGGUGGUUUUUCGAAAUACGCAGUGAUUCCUCCUCCGACGAACGGCUACGAUCGUUUUCUCCAACCAGAUCAGAGGAGCCAUGGCUUCUUUUAUGAUCAAAGGAUCGCCAGAUCAGCUCCACCUCCUGCUUUCACUAAUCCGUAUUUUAACGACGCAACAAAUCAUACGGUACGGUACUAA